Messenger RNA from Anopheles nili, 613 nucleotides. RefSeq names its product ADP-ribose glycohydrolase OARD1-like. Gene Ontology annotation, biological process: peptidyl-glutamate ADP-deribosylation. The transcript has a single exon. The coding region runs from base 1 to 561 and encodes 186 amino acids. The record is from RefSeq and is a predicted model, not a curated record. Lineage: Eukaryota; Metazoa; Arthropoda; Insecta; Diptera; Culicidae.
AUGACACUUACUCUCUUCGCUCGGGUUUCUACUAGUGCAGUCAAAUAUUCGUUCACUAAGGAUACGCUGUUACUAUCUAAUCCUAAAAGGACUUUUUCCGCAACGGUUUCCGUUAUGGCGAACUGUGUCCGCGAAAUCGAAGGUGACCUUUUCAGUGCGCCCAAGGAUCACGCGCUGGCUCACUGCGUGGCAGCCGAUCUGAAGAUGGGAGCUGGCAUAGCGGUCAGAUUCAAGCAGCUCUACGGUAAGCUUGACGAGCUGAAAGCGCAAAAUAUCGGCGUCGGUGGUGUGGCAGUGCUAGCCGAUGGUCCUUCGCGCUACGUCUACUACCUUAUCACCAAGAAAACGUACAACCUGAAGCCUACGUACGACGAUCUUACUAAGUCGCUGCAAGCGAUGAAGGAACACAUGGCGGCAAAUGGCGUGGAAAAACUGGCCAUACCGCGAAUCGGUUGCGGAAUCGAUGGACUUGAGUGGGGUAAAGUGAAAGAGAUUUUAAACAACGUUUUUGGUGAAGGUGGAUUGUACGAGAUCGUCGUGUACAAUUUUGUACCGAAGUAAUUCUUUUGCUAUUGUUCGCAGAAUGUUCCUUGCAUGCGUAGAAAUUACAAUC